AUGGCUCCUAUUUCGUCCGAUAAGAAGCAGUCUGGUGCUGCCCGAGUUCUCGGUUCUGCCUCCGCCGGUAUUGCCGAGCUCGCCGUCUUCCACCCCGUCGACACCAUCGCCAAGCGACUCAUGUCCAACCAUGGUAAGAUCACUUCUGCGUCUCACCUGAACCAGGUCAUUUUCCGAGACUACGCCGACGCCUCCAUCGGCAAGCGAUUCAGAUCCCUGUUCCCCGGCCUGGGAUACGCCGCCUGCUACAAGGUUCUGCAGCGAGUUUACAAGUACGGUGGCCAGCCCUUCGUCAACGAGUACCUGUCCAAGGCCUGGGGCUCCACCUACGAGCAGGCCUUCGGCAAGAAGACCGGAAAGGCUCUUCUGUCUGCCACCGCCGGUUCCUUGAUCGGUAUCGGAGAGAUUGUUCUCCUGCCCCUCGAUGUCCUCAAGAUCAAGCGACAGACUAACCCCGAGGCUUUCAAGGGCCGAGGCUUCUUCAAGAUCAUCCAGGAGGAGGGUAUGGGUCUGUACCGAGGCUGGGGCUGGACCGCUGCCCGAAACGCCCCCGGAUCCUUUGCUCUGUUUGGAGGUAACGCCUUUGCCAAGGAGUACAUUCUGCGACUCCAGGACUACUCCCAGGCCACCUGGGGCCAGAACAUUAUUGCCUCUUUCUUCGGUGCCUCUGCCUCUCUGAUUGUCUCUGCUCCUCUCGAUGUCAUCAAGACCCGAAUCCAGAACCGAAACUUCGACAACCCCCAGUCCGGUCUGCAGAUCAUCAAGAACAUGGUUGCCACCGAGGGUCCCGGCGCCUUCUUCAAGGGUCUUGUGCCCAAGCUUCUGACUGCUGGCCCCAAGCUCGUCUUCUCUUUCGCUCUGGCCCAGUCUCUGAUCCCCGCCUUUGACAAGAUGCUCUCCCAGAAAUAA
Messenger RNA from Yarrowia lipolytica CLIB122, 909 nucleotides. RefSeq lists its product as uncharacterized. Lineage: Eukaryota; Fungi; Ascomycota; Dipodascomycetes; Dipodascales. The record is from RefSeq and is a predicted model, not a curated record. Gene Ontology annotation, molecular function: guanine nucleotide transmembrane transporter activity. Gene Ontology annotation, cellular component: mitochondrion.